CCAUAAGAAGCAGAAAACAAACCGGAAAGAUAGAAUCGGAAAACUCGAAAAGUUGUUUUUACAAGAAAGAGAAAGAGAGAGAGAGAGAGAGAGAGAGAGAGAGAAAUGGAGGAUUCUUCUUCGAGGAACUGCAAGCGAUCGGACGCAGGAUUUGAUGAAGAUGCCUGGGAUUCCUCAACGGCGGCCGUCAUCAGCUUCUCCAAGAAGAUGAAGAAGACCGAUGGCGAUGAUAAGCUGGAAUUCGCGGAAUUGAAAUUGAGCUCCUCUCUCUCCAAGAAUUCAGACGAGAUCCGCCGACGUUACUGCUCCUCAGCUGAGGGCAAGGCGGCUGUGCCGGCGACGUCGAAUUCAUCGUCAGCAGCUGGCCGUCUCCUCGUCGACGGCGAUUUCUGCUCAGCCGCUGCCGACUCCCACGCUCCCGGUGUCUGUUGCUUCAGCAAUGCCGAGUCGAGUGAGCUAGAUGUGAAGGAGAGCGAAUUCGGACCAGCAGAUCUAGAGGCCAAGAGCUACGAAACGGAAAGCUCCUCGACUUGCAUCAACAACAAACUCAGCAGAGAAGCCUCUCCUUCCAGUCAGUUCAGCGUAGACAGCUCAGAAGAAAAAGACAUGGCUGACUCGUCAACCAAGGCAGAAACAACAAUGAUGGAGAAGCCGAAGACAAUUACCACCGCCUCCUCCCAGAGCGCACCUCCUCCGGCUACCUCGACGGCGGCGUCAGAGGGGUCGGCUAAGGAGUCCCCGAGUCAGGAAGAACUCGACGAUUUCUUCACGGCGGCGGAGAACGAGAAGCAAAAACGAUUUGCAGAGAAGUACAACUUUGACGUUGUGAAGGAUGUGCCCUUGGAGGGUCGGUACCAGUGGGUUCGUUUGAAGCCAUGAUGAGGAAAACAAAAGAAACACCUAACCCCGUAAAAGAAAAAAAGAAGAAGGUGAAACCAAGAAAGAUUCUGGAGAGAGAAGUGGUGAGUAGCUAGAGAGAGAGAGAGAGAGGUAGCUGUAGCUAGCUCGAGGUAACUUUCUUUGCAGCAGAGGAAUAUUAUUUUUACUGUGAUCGUCCUUUCAGUAAUUAGGGUUUUAACCGUGGCCUUGUUGUUAACUUUUAGAUACUGAAGGGGGAAUAGGUAGAGCGGUAGGGAGGGGUCCAGUAAGCAAAAUUUGAGUAGUACUGUCUUUGUGUUGUUCGAAUUUGUACAGCUUUUCAAUCGCAAUUAAUUAGUAUUUAUAUUAUCCAUUUCAAACUGUGCUCAAAGGUAAUCUAAUUGUUUAGCCGGCUAUAAUUUCGGCUGUGUUGGAAUCUGUUAAGUUGCUUUGCAUCCGGCCCUUCCCUAUUCUGUGGCUAUAUCUGGUUAUCUUAUAUGCUAGCAGCUUGGGAGGAGAAUUUUGACUACAUGGCAGACUCUGUGUUGCAGAAUUGCACUUGCAGUCAGGCAUUGAUUGGUUUUUUUGUUCCUGUGUGUGAAAAGUGUCGUUUGUUUUAGAGCCUUUAAUAUUACAAUUUUUUUUUUUAAUUUGCAGUGUUUUUGGCCUCUUUCCUUUUGGUUGUUUCUCUAGUAGAAGCUUUUGCCCUCCUCUUCUUCCGUCUUCCCCCAUAUUAGUAUAGCUUUUUCUUUUCUCUCCCACCACCACUGUAACUAUUCCUUGUAUCGUUUUACUUUACCUUCUCUUUCGCUUGUUUGUCAGCUCCAAUUUGGAAUAUUCUCCCCACAUAUCAUGUUAUGAUUGUUUUGGGCAAUAUCGGUACUAGCACUAGUGUGUGUGUGUAUG
Molecule: messenger RNA, 1764 nt
Organism: Linum tenue
Lineage: Eukaryota; Viridiplantae; Streptophyta; Magnoliopsida; Malpighiales; Linaceae
Source: the annotation of a GenBank genome assembly